CCGAGGCCUUGCCAUGGCGAAUCGCCUCGCUUCGGUGGCGAGGCCAUGGGCCAAUCAUCUCGCCUCCACAUUCUCCAUUUAAAACUAUGUUCAUGCUCGAUAUGGUUCACAAGGAGGCCCAGAAAUGUGAUUGCUUUCAAGGUACAAGAACAUGCAAGGAAACGUCUAGAGCAACAU
This is a messenger RNA of Striga hermonthica, 177 nucleotides long. NCBI's taxonomy places the organism in Eukaryota, Viridiplantae, Streptophyta, Magnoliopsida, Lamiales, Orobanchaceae. The record is from the annotation of a GenBank genome assembly.